AUGGGUCGCGGAAACAGGGGCAAACGAGGCGGCGGCCGUGGUGGUCGCGGAGGUCGCGGUGGUAGCCGUGGAGGAGGCCGCGAUGGGCACCGUCCCUACCAGACAUACCCCGAGGUCGUCAAGGAGAACAAGAAGCUCGAGACCUACUACAACACCCUCUUGAAGGACCUGCCCGAGGACGAGCAGACUGCCUUCUGGGCCGCUUACCGGAGGGAGCUUCCUAACAGUUUCCGCUUCGCUGGCUCCAAAGGACACGCCCUUGCCGUCAAGCGCCUCCUUCAGACGAGAUACAUCCCCGAGAUCACAAGCAUCACCCACGACGGUGUCAUUGUCGAAGCCCCCAAGGUUGUGCCUUGGUACCCCGACGACCUUGCCUGGAUGAUGACCACCCCCAAGAACGUCGUUCGCAAAUUCCCUCCCUUCGCCAAGUUCCAGCGCUUCUUGGUGUCCGAGACCAGUGUUGGCAACAUUAGCAGACAGGAGGUUGUCUCCAUGAUCCCCCCUCUGCUCAUGGACCUCAAGCCUGGCAUGACUGUGCUCGAUCUUUGCGCUGCUCCCGGUAGCAAGGCUGCUCAGCUUCUCGAGAUGAUUCACCGCGGCGAGGAGUCCCGUAUCCGCCAGGUCAUCAGCGGCUUUUCUGGCGACGCCAACGGUGCCGUCAAGUCCGAGGACAAGCAGGAGGACGAGGCCGCCAGACUCGAGGCCGACCCCAGCGACGACGGCAGAGCCACCGGCAUGCUCAUCGCCAACGAUGCCGAUUACAAGCGCAGCCACAUGCUUAUCCACCAGCUUAAACGUCUCUCAUCGCCCAACAUGAUCGUCACCAACCACGACGCCACCAUGUAUCCUGCCCUCAGAAUUCCCAACCCCGAGAACCCAACAAAGCCCAACUACCUCAAGUUUGACCGCAUUCUUGCCGAUGUCCCCUGCUCCGGUGACGGCACCCUUCGCAAGAAUGUCAAUCUCUGGAAGGACUGGACCCCCGGCAGCGCUUUGGGUCUCCAUCUUACCCAGGUCCGCAUUCUCGUCCGUGCCCUGCAGAUGCUCAAGCCAGGCGGUCGGGUCGUCUACUCGACCUGUUCCAUGAACCCCGUCGAGAACGAGUCCGUUGUUGCCGCUGCCAUUGAGAGAUGCGGCGGUCCCGACAAGAUUGAAAUCCUCGACUGCAGCAAUGAGCUUCCUGGUCUCCAGCGCAAGCCCGGCAUGAGGAAGUGGCAGAUCAUGGACAAGUCUGAGCGCUUGUGGAACACAUGGCAGGAGGUCGAGGAGUACACCAAGUCCACCGAGGAUGGUGUCACUCCCAGCCGUCUCGUCGAGUCCAUGUUCCCCCCUGCCGAGGGCAGCGACUGUGCUGACCUCCCUCUCGACCGCUGCAUGCGUGUCUAUCCCCACCAGCAGGAUACCGGUGGCUUCUUCAUCACUGCUCUCCACAAGAAGGCCGAGUUCAAGGCCAAGCCCGAGGAGAACAGAAAGCAGCCUCCUGUGGCCAGGACUAAUGGCCAGUCCAGCGGCGCUACCAAGAGGCCCCUGGAGGAGGAGGACGAGGAGAAGGAUGACUCCAGCGUCAAGAAGCUCAAGGUUGAAGAGGAGACCGUCCAGGGUGAGAUUACCCCAGUCGAGGAGCUCCCUGCUCCUGUUCCGGAACCCCUCCCUGAAGUCGCUGCUGAGGUCGGCGCGGCUGAGGAGCUCAAGGAGGCCGAGCCUGAGGUCACCAAGACUGAAGAAGCCCCCGAGGACGAAGUCAAGGCUGAGGAGCAGCCUUCCGAGUCGACCACCCCCGCUGUUGCCACUCCUGCCACUACUACUGAGGCGGUGCCCGAUCGCAAGGUCAGACAAGGCAUGGGCCCAUACGAGGAGCCGUUCAAGUACCUCUCUCCCGAUCACGAGGUCAUCAAGGACGUCACCAAGUUUUACAAGAUCUCAGAUCGCUUCCCCACCGAUCGGUACAUGGUGCGCAACGCCAUGGGCGAGCCCGCCAAGGCCAUCUACUACACCUCUGCCCUUGUCCGUGACAUUUUGUCUCUGAACGAAGGCCGCCAGGUCAAGUUUGUGCACGGUGGUGUGAAGAUGUUUGUCAAGCAGGAUGCCCCCUCGGCCGAGGUCUGCAGAUGGCGUAUUCAGUCGGAGGGCAUGCCCAUUCUUCACGGCUACAUCGGCGAGGAGAGAGUGGUCGUUCUCAAGAAGAAGGAAACGCUCAAGAAGCUCUUGAUCGAGAUGUUCCCCAAGAUUGCCGGGGACGAGUACAAGAAGCUGGAGGAGAUUGGCGAGAGGGUCCGGGAUAUCGGUCUGGGCUGCUGCGUUCUCAGAGUCGAGCCGGAAGACCCAACAGACGAGGACUUUAACGAGCACAUGGCUCUGCCGUUGUGGAAGAGCUUCCACAGCCUGAACCUGAUGCUGCCUAAGGAGGACAGGAGCGCGAUGCUGUUGCGGAUUUAUAAUGAUACCACGCCUAUUAUUAAUAUGGGGAUUAAGAAACAGUUGCCGGAGGAGGACCUCAAGGAGAAGAAGGGGGAGGUGGUGGAUGAGGAGAUGAAGGAUGCUGAGGAGGUCAAGCAGGAGGGGGAGGAGGAGAAGGAGGAGGUGAAGGCGGAGGACGUUGAGGUCCCCGAUGCGCCUGCUGCUGAGGAGGUGAAGGAGGAGGUCAAGGAGGCUACUGCUUAGAAGGUGGAGGUUUCCGAGGAUAACAAGCAGGAGGUGACCUCUGUGGACAUCAAGGAGGAGGGUGGAAGCAUCGUCGUUGCGACUGCGGUGGGUGUCAAGGAGGAGCGAAUUGAGGAGUGCAUUGACGUCAAGAUCAAGGAAGAGGAGGACAUCUGAUUGAGAGGAUUUGGUCAUGCAUCUGGCUAUAGAUGGCUAGCCGGCUUUGGUGUUUGCUUUUUUUUUCUUUUUUUCGGUGUUUUUAGUUGCUGUUAUAUGGGACUAUUUUUUUCCUUUUUAGUCUGGGUCAAAAUAGGGAACCAAAAUAAAUAGAGAUCUCUGAUUAAUUAUUUGUUCUAUUGAUGUUCUGGUCGUCUCUUUACGAGCAGAGGAGAUAGGCAACCGG
Messenger RNA from Podospora pseudopauciseta, 3043 nucleotides. It is a transcript of the gene NCL1, whose product is annotated as tRNA (cytosine-5-)-methyltransferase ncl1. Gene Ontology annotation, biological process: tRNA methylation. The transcript is spliced from 3 exons. NCBI's taxonomy places the organism in Eukaryota, Fungi, Ascomycota, Sordariomycetes, Sordariales, Podosporaceae. Bases 1 to 2661 code for a protein of 886 amino acids. The record is from RefSeq and is a predicted model, not a curated record. Gene Ontology annotation, cellular component: nucleus; cytoplasm. Gene Ontology annotation, molecular function: tRNA (cytidine-N5)-methyltransferase activity; tRNA binding.